CUUAGUGGUGCGUCAGGUGACCGCAAGUUAUUUGACUAUCAUUUCAGUAUUAAUGCAUGGAAAAUGAGGACACCGGGUCACAUCCAAAGGAGUUAUUCAAAGGAGUUUUCCGUUUCAUGUCAAUGUAAUGGGCUCCCGAACUAUUUUACAGCUGGUCGCCUACUUUCUCUUGGUGACUGUGCGCUCGGAAGUACAGAAAGAGAUUUCACUCGAAUGCCGUGAAUUUCUGUAUAUGGGCACCGCCCCACGGGGUCUGGAGAACCGGUCUCUUAAAAAUAUAUGUCAGCGUUAUAAUGGUAAGGCCCGGUAUAUAACUCUGUAUGAUACAGUGGGCCACAUCCCGGUGUAUUCUGCGUACACUUUCAAGCGCUCAGACGGCUCCAAGAAGGUUGAUGUUCCUUGGAUGUUCGAGCCUCAGCUCUCCAAAGAUUCAGACUCGGGUGAGAUGCAACAGUUCCCUCAGGAUUAUCUCCCUGGCAGCUUUUCAGACUCCCAAGCUGUGUUGGAAGACUACUCAAACAUUGUCGAUUUUGAGCGAGGCCAGUUAAACCCUGAUGAGCACCAGGCUCACCCCGACGACAAGGCAGCCACCUACACUCUGACCAAUGUAGUCCCACAGGUACGCGAUUUCAACAUCGGUCAUUGGAAAUGGCAUGAGCACAUCAUCCGUCGUCGACUCAACAAUUACUGCCGUGGCACGGCAUACAUAGUAACAGGUGUCACCACCUCGGGUAGGAUGAUCCGAAGACACAACAUCAACAGAGUUGCCAUCCCUACCUACUUGUGGUCAGCAUACUGCUGUAUAGAUUACGAUCGCAAUGCCCCGUUUGAAGAACGAUCUAAAUUCCCAGCUUUUGCAUCCCAUGGGCUCAAUGAGAAAGAAGGAUCGGAGGUCUUGGAGAUUUCCGUGGGGCAACUGGAAGAUUUUUUGAAGAGGAACACCUUUGUAGACAAAAAGUUUCAGAUUUUCUUUGACAACUGUAAACCUAAUGAUGGCAUCAUGUCAGGGUAAUAUUAACACUUUUGUAACCCUGGGUUAACGCAAAGAUGUCACCAAAUAUUUUAGAUAUUUAUUUUAGCCUUAAUAGGUAGACAGACAAAUCAAUUUCUGUUGUAACUGUUGUAGCAGAAAUGUUUUUUCUUCUAAUUAAUAAAAUGUAUCCUUAAAAGGACUAAAUAGAGUGAUGAAAUUAGUUUAAUGACUAAAGUCAUCUGGGGCUUUAGCGGUUUUAUUAGGUAAUAAACUUUAAAAUGAAUCUGCCACAAAAAAACUGUGUACACGUGGUUACGGCAAUGUAUCUGAA
This is a messenger RNA of Xyrauchen texanus (razorback sucker), 1304 nucleotides long. RefSeq lists its product as uncharacterized. NCBI's taxonomy places the organism in Eukaryota, Metazoa, Chordata, Actinopteri, Cypriniformes, Catostomidae. Gene Ontology annotation, molecular function: hydrolase activity; metal ion binding; nucleic acid binding. The transcript has 2 exons. Bases 128 to 1012 code for a protein of 294 amino acids. The record is from RefSeq and is a predicted model, not a curated record.